This is a messenger RNA of Pseudozyma hubeiensis SY62, 2199 nucleotides long. RefSeq lists its product as hypothetical. The transcript has a single exon. Bases 1 to 2199 code for a protein of 732 amino acids. Gene Ontology annotation, molecular function: flavin adenine dinucleotide binding; electron-transferring-flavoprotein dehydrogenase activity. The record is from RefSeq and is a predicted model, not a curated record. Gene Ontology annotation, cellular component: cytoplasm. NCBI's taxonomy places the organism in Eukaryota, Fungi, Basidiomycota, Ustilaginomycetes, Ustilaginales, Ustilaginaceae.
AUGCACGCUGCCACCGUCUUGGCCCAGAAGCUGCCUCCCACUCACCGCGUCAUCCUCAUCGAGCGCAACUCGCAUUUCAACCAUCUCUACGUCUUUCCACGCUUCUCUGUCCUGCCAGGACACGAACACAAGGCCUUCAUCCCUUACUCGAGCAUUUUCAAGCAUGCUCCUGUUCGUCCACAAUCCCAUCUCCAGCGCGGCCGUUCCGCUGCCGCAGCUACCAAGCACUCGGCUCCAUCACCGAAUCCAGCUCCGUCUGCUACACCUGCAUCCACCGUCACGCGCAACGCGCUCGAGAUGGGCUCAACCUCGUCAUCGUCGGACCACAGACUCGGUUCUUCACGCAGAGCCGCCGCUUCGGCCUCAACCCCAAGUUCUAUGCCCGAUGUUCCUGAGGAUUCCCCAGUGACCGCCGCCUCGCUCAACGCCAGCGUCGAUGAAGAUGUGACGGCGUCUCGCUCUGACUCGCCCGUCUCGUCUCGCGGCCGUUCGCAGGACAGUCGGCACUCCUCUCAGCUGUCCGUCUCUACGGAUUCCAGCGCUGCCGACUCAGAUUCCGGCAGCUCCGCCUACGACGUAGCCAGCACCGCAGCUUCCUCGUACAUCGAAACCGACAUCAAGGUUGCUAGCUCCAAAGGCUUCGAGUCCGAGCUUGCGCAGAGUGCCGCCAAAGCACGUCAGGAGGAAAAGUUGGGCAGACCUGAAAUUCAGGUCACAGAGCUCAGCGAUGCCGUCGAGCAUGGUCUCGACUUGGAUGGUCACAACGAGCGAGAUAGUCAACACAAUAUUGCGAAAGGAUUCGAAAACUCGUCGCCUCACAUUGUUCUACAGGCUACCGUCACCGACAUCUCUCCGACCCACGUCACUGUCACUCCUACCUCGUCCUCUUCGUCUCACCAUCUGUCUCAAUUCUCGCAGAAGAAGUCGCUCUGGGCCAUCGACAGUGUCCAGAUCCCUUACUCGCAUCUCGUCUACGCGCUCGGCAGUCACCUCCCAGAUCCGCUUCGUACCGAAGCUCGCUUCAAGGCCGACGGAACCGACUGGAUGCGCGAGAUCCAGGACCGCGUCAAAGACUCGAACGAGAUUGUCCUCGUCGGUGGCGGUGCUCUUGGCGUGCAGUUCGCCACUGACAUCGCCUCGGUGCAUCCAGGCAAGAAGGUCACCCUGAUCCAUUCGAGGAAGCAGCUCCUGCCCAACUUUGAUGAGCGCGUCCAUGACAUUGCCUAUCAUAGGCUCAAGAAGCUUGGUGUCAAUGUCGUGCUCGGUGAGCGUCUGGCUCUCACCGAAGGCUGCCCACGUGGUUCCACUGUGCAGAACUCGGCAGCCAAUGCUGUCGGUGCCAACGGUACCGCUGUGGCCGCAAAGGCUGCCAAGCCCGUCAAAGUAGAGGUCUGCGUGACGGGCGAUGCGAAGGGCGAAGGCGAACAGGCUCAUCAGGAAGGUAUGUGCAUCGGCAGCGGGCGCAAGCUCGUCCGCACCACCGGUGGCAAAUCCUUCGAAUGCGAUCUGUUGCUCCUCUGUACCGGUCAGCAGCCCAACUCGUCGCUGAUGGCCAAGCUCAGCCCGAGCUCGGUCGAUCCCGGCAGUCGUCUUGUCCGCGUACAUCGAAGCUUGCAAGUCGCAGUACCCGAUCCACGCGAUGCAGCGCAGCAGCCGUUUGACGCCAAACCACCGUGUGGCGAUUGCGACUGCUUCCUCGACAAGAAAGCCCACGGUGCCGACCUCAACAAUGGCGAAGAGCAUCACCUCGCCGAGCACCUCGGUCACGAGUCCGGCAAGCUCAGCAAUGUGUACGCUAUCGGCGACGUCGCUGAUGCUUUCGGAGCGCUGAACGCCGGAUACCAAGCUUGGAACAUGGCUGACAUUGCUACCGAGAACAUUCUGAGGGACAUCCAGGCCAAGACUUCUGGGGCUCAAAAAGUCGAGAUGCAGGAGUUCCAGCCGGCAGUCAACAUGCUCAAGUUGAGCCUUGGCUUGGGCAAGAUGGUUUUCCAAGGUCCUCCCAUGGCGCAAGAUACACCGGACGAAAAGAUCAAGCCGGAAGAAACGGGUUCGCUGGAUGAAAGCAAAGAUCUAAUCGUCAACGGUCGCAUCCCGGGCAGACCAGAGAUCACCAUAAAGGACGAUCCUAACGAUCUCGGUGUAGAGGGUGUCUGGAGCUUUAUGGCUAACGCCGAUACGAGUGACAUGUUCAAGUGA